UUUAUAGAUUAUCAGCCCCCAACGAUAACGUGUCCUGACAUAAGAGGUCAUACAACCAAAGGAAAAGCGACAGGAAAGGUAUCAUGGAAUAUCCAGGUGACAGACAAUUCUGCAAAUGUGGAUCCCAAUGCGAAGAUAAAUGUAGCCUCAUCUCAAGAAUUUCCUAUUGGUGAAAAUGACGUUCAGGUUGCUGCUAGUGACAACAAUGGAAAUACAGCAAUAUGCAGAUUUAGCGUUUACAUUGAAGGUUAAUAGAUAAAAAGUGAAAAACUUCAGGCCUCUUCCACUCGUAUCAGGAUAUUUUUUGAAAAUGGAGAUUUUUUUCUCCAAUUUCGAAAGAGCUUCUAUUAUAGGGCAUGCUUUGUAUGACUUAUGGCAUCAUUGUGUUUUCGUGUUUUUUGUGUGUUCGUAAACCUCUUUGUAAUCUUGACAGUGUCUAGUAUGUCCGUGAUCGAUUUGUGACAGUGCAUCAGUCCGCAGUUGUGUAGGCGGUCCUGCUUCAUGGUGCUUCUCAGGUAGUUCUUGAGAUCUCUCGAGUCGUCUGAGGGCAGAAAAUGUGCGCUCUGAAGUCGCCGAUUUCACAGGUACUGUCAAAUACAGCCUUAAAAGUUUUUUAGGGGCACUAAAACGUGGAGGGCUCUGCCCCACAAAUUUUUGUUUGGAGGGGGGGCUACGGAUUCCACUGCCACCCCCCCCCCUGACAGUUAAUGGUCAUAAACUCUGUUUUGGGUGCACUGAUAACAAGACCAAGGUCUGAAGCGGCAUCAGCAGUUCUGGUGAACUGGGACUGGGCCCGUGAUAUUGAUAUUGUGAUAUUCUAGGAGGGCGAUGUCAUUAGCGAAGUCCAGGUCAUCCACCAUUUUAGCCGGAUACCUUCUCUACUGAUCUGACGAGAACAGGUUACCACUCCGGAAUCAGGUCCAGAUGGCUUACCCAAAAGGUAGUGAACAAGAAUGAUAAAGAAUGAUAAAGAGGAAGGGUACCAAAAAAUCGCCCUGAAGGACUUCUUUUGUAACAUCAAAGGCAUCGGAGAUGCUUCCAUCCACCAUUACAGCACUGCUGGAUUUGCUAUGAAGAACUUGUAUGACAUUGAGUAUAGUUUUGGGAAUGCCGUAGUUUCGAAGUGCUACGACUAACAUAGCUGCUCUGUUGAUGGAAUUAAAGGCUUUCUUGAAAUCCACGAAGGUAACAUAACAGUAAGUGGGAUUUGGUAUUCUUUGAACCGUCCCAUAAUUUUUCUCAGUACGUGGAUUUGCUGAGCACAACUUCGACCUGGUCUAAAGCCAGCUUGAUGUUUCCUCAGAAUAGGAUCUACAUGUUGUCGAAUUCUAGUGAUCAGAACAAGAUAUUAUUGUACACUUUUGCAGCACUGGACACGAGGAAAUGCCUCUAUAGUUUGUCAUUAGUAGGAGGUCACCUUCCUUAGGUAGCAAACUAAUAAAAUUGUGGUGAUAAUAAUGAGGUAUAAACUUCAGAGCAAAAUACAUGAAUGGCAUCAAGCAUAUGAUCACUGCCGCCUUGAAGAGCCUCAGUAGUAAAGGCACAAUCCAAAGCUGUUGCUUAUUGUUGUUUCUUUUCAUGGCUGCAAUUGCUUCAGCAGUCUCCUGUCUAGUUGGAAUCAAUUUUUAUCGGAAGGUCUUCUGCUGCUAAAGGGGGUAGCUCUGAGGGUGUGAUCCCAUUGCAUUCUCGAAGCUUCGCCGCUUAUUUGCCAUCUCGCCCAUGAGGCUAUGAGAGGAACUUGUGAGCGAAAUUCUAUAAAGUUCUUAGAUUCGUCGGACGAAUCGUCUUCAUCCUAAUCCGAAAUUUAGACCUCCAAAAAAGCGUGUGCUGCAUUAAACUGAAGGAAAUCAAUCUUUAAACAGACUCUGCAAAGAUGAACAAACAUGCUCUAUGGAUCACGCAACGCUCUCUGGGUUACUGGGUUAAUAAUUGAUAUUGUUCAUUUUUUUUAAGGAAAAAUCUACUUAUUUUAUAAACUGGGCGUGCCUUGAGGCAGCCCAGUUAAUAGCAUACUUAUCAUCAACAUUGCAUUUUGAAUAGAAGCUCUUGAUGGUAUCUCCAUCGUCCACCAUUGAGCGUCAACUGAUUCUAUUGUACUGAUCGUUAAUGCGUGGAAUAACUUGCCUAAACUGUUAUACACGCAGGAUUGCUGACUUUAUUUCGCAACAGAUUAAGGAUUUAUAUGAAUAUUGAUUAAUAGGUUUGUAAAUAGUUUCAAUUAUGAUAUGCAAAUGAUAUUUUUUACUGUUAGUAGUUUUUAUGCACCUAAAAAGGGUUGGCAGGGAGAAUAAAGAGAGACUGCUCGUAGUCUACUGUUUGCCUAAAGUACCUACUAUUUACUAAGUGCGUGAUCUUGUGAGUAGCGAGCCGGCGUUUUGAACAAAAACGAAGCAAUUGGCAACUUCUUUAUAAUAAAAAGGUUUGUAAUGUUUAACAGAACGAGGAAGAAGUAGUUAAACACUGUUAUACACUGUUCCAUAAAAUGCUAUAGCAGCCUUACUAAAACAGAAUGAAAAUUCCCAUCGGUCCACGCGCACUUCCUUUUUUUCUUUUCCCCAACCCCCUCGCGCAUUUUUCUUUUAUUUUUCUCUUCUUUCCAACCUUCCUACGACACAAAAAGGCCUCUGUGGGGAAGAGAAUAGUAUGCGCAUACCCUUUGUCUCCUACGAUAAAAUCUUGACCUUUUCUUUUUUACAAUGUCAUUUUACUUUAGAUAUUGAACCACCUAUCGUCAAGCAGUGUCCAGGAGAUAUUGUCCGAGAAGAGGAAUACAGCGAAGUGAGAGUAGAGUGGACGAGACCAGUUUUCUCCGACAAUUCGGGAAGUGUCUUUUUCUCUGCAAACAGACAAAGCGGAGAUUUAUUUGAAGUUCCCGGCACCUAUCAAAUUGUGUAUACCGCAAACGACCGGUCAUAUAAUCAGAACAGAAAUUGUUCAUUCACGAUAACGCUGAAAAGUAAGUUUUACUCGUACGUUACUAAAUUUUCAGCACUGUUUCACGAACUGCAAAUAAUCAUAUACAAACUUUCAGUUGCCAGUCAGUUUCACUUUUCUAUCUGAGUAGUUUUAGUGCAAUAAGUUUCAUGGCAUUGAGACUAUUUUGAAAAACAGUAAUAGCACAUUUGAUAUUUUUAACACAAGACAUGUUAUCAAAAAGGCAGUUCUUCUGCUUAGACCAGUUAAAUCAAUAUGGCGAUAAUAAUGAAAGUGUAAAAAAUAGGAGAAAAGAGCCUAAAUAUAAAUACAUUUAUUAAACAAUGUAAAGAUAUGAACAAGAAAACUAAGGAACAAUGCAUAUCUUAAACAAAGGCUGGAAUUGAAGUGCUGUAAUUGUUAAGUCGGCCUACCUUUGUCGUUUCCAACGAGGGGCGGAAGCAAGAGGAGUGUCUACGGCCUAGAAAAACCAUGAAUGUAUAACGCAAAGGGAGGGAAUGAAUAAAAUUGGCUUUAACUAGGUGGACAAGCUGGACGCCCUUCAACAAAAAUACCUUGAUCUGACCCUGAAGAGACGAUUUUCUUUUGUUUCACAUUUUGAUUCCGUUGGAAAAUGGUAGUGGUCGGUAAAUUGUUUCAUCUACAUUAGUCGGACAGAACUAAGUUAACAUUGUUGUUUUUCUCUAUACCCAAACUUUCAAUGUUUUAAACCUUUAAGCUAAACAAUGAAGGGAAACAAGUUUUGUUGUGUUUUUCUUGCAGAAAAACUGUGUCCUUUAUACCCGCCUCCUAAAAACGGAGCCCUAGCGUGCGUUCGUAAAGGUGUUGAUGAUACUUGUGCGGUCAUGUGUCAGACUGGAACUGACUUUGAGUUUAACGUCCCAUUACUGUACUUCUGUUCAUCUGGACAGUGGCAUUUUUAUUCGGUCUCAAACGUGCCUUAUGAUUCGACUUUACCCUGGCCAAACUGUACUGGUAAGAGCUCUUAA
Molecule: messenger RNA, 3923 nt
Organism: Porites evermanni
Lineage: Eukaryota; Metazoa; Cnidaria; Anthozoa; Scleractinia; Poritidae
Source: the annotation of a GenBank genome assembly